This is a messenger RNA of Oncorhynchus kisutch (coho salmon), 4394 nucleotides long. RefSeq names its product TP53-binding protein 1-like. Gene Ontology annotation, molecular function: histone binding. Lineage: Eukaryota; Metazoa; Chordata; Actinopteri; Salmoniformes; Salmonidae. The record is from RefSeq and is a predicted model, not a curated record. Gene Ontology annotation, biological process: DNA damage checkpoint signaling; positive regulation of transcription by RNA polymerase II. Gene Ontology annotation, cellular component: nucleus.
UCGUCCAAUUCAUUCCGACAGGACAAGAAAAUGAACUGGGUGCCGACGAACCAAUGGACACGUCUAUGCCUCCGGAGGACCAAUCGGAUGGUAAGGAGGAGGAGCCAAUGGACAUGGACCCAGCUCCUAAGUCACACCCCUCAGCAUCCACCCCAGUAUCCCAGAACUCCCCAGGUUUUGUGUUGGAGAGGACCCUCUCUCUGCCUACCCAGCCUGAGUUCUCUCAUGAUGUAUUUGUCCCAACCCAGAGCCAAGAGGCUGGAAGCAGUAGCAUAGCUCCACAAGAGACGCACAGCAGGAAAGUGACAUCAUCAUCCCAACCCACAGCACUGGAUUCAAGCUCACCCAAGAUGGCCGCUGCACCCACCCAGUCCCAAAGCACCCACAACAACUGACCGAGAACACUCUGUGACUGAUUCUUUCCAACUGGAGCUGUCUGUGAAUACUCAGAGCUGUAGUCUGGCCCAGCAGGCUUCCAUGCAGGCUGGGGGGAAGGAUGUCGAGGAGGACAGUCAGGCUACACAGAUAGAAGAAGGUCUGGACGGACGCCUACAGAUAGACACCAGUGGACUCUGUGAUUUCACGUAACAGCCAGAAGAGGGAAAGUAACGGGGUCCCCUCUGACCCAAAAACACCUGCUAUUUUGCCUAAAGUUCCUCAGGUGCCUGACUUACUGAAGACUAGCGGGGAAAGUACCAGGAGAGAGGAAUGUAACACUUCACAGAAGUCUGACACGCACAAACAGACAACCUUGAAUGUACGCAACAUGAAUAUAGGCGACGAUGGUAUCAAUGUGACCAAAACGGAGAGUUCUCAGAAGCAGGAUGCCAAGGCCUCUUCCCCCUCUCCUUCCUCCCAACAGAAGCUUGAAACCAUAGACUUAUUCACCCCUAGCAGCUGUGUGCAGGAGACGCCUUCUUCCUCGAAUAGCGCUGCCUGUAGUUUAGCCUCCCUGUCUCAGUCUCAAUCCCAGUCUGUUUUCCCACAGAUGUCUCACGUGGGAUCAGUGAAGGCUCUCUCUCCGAGUCCAGGUGUUUGUGUAGACUCCAGAAGAGAUGGAGGAGGAAGGAGAGACAUAGGAGAAGCAGGAGGAGGGGGAAGCCCGACGAGCUCACAGAAAAACAGGGACCCGUCUAAAUCCAUACAGUCUUUAUCGCAGGAGCGUGGAGGCACUGCUACCAACAGCCUAAAGGAGAAAAACAAAGCAGAUGAAGAAGGGAUAGAGGAGGGGGGAGAGAAGCAGCACGACAGCACGUUGGGGCCUGAGGGCUCAGGCCUCUAUCUGUCUCUCUCUCAGAGCCAGGUGCUUUCUCCAGAGCCCAUGGAGGAAGAAGAGGAGGAAAAAAUAGGGAAGUUCCCUGUCUCGCACUCCAGGAGUGAGGGAGGAGUAGGAGAGGAGGAGAGCUGCAGCAGCAUCAUUGUGCUGGAGGAGAGUGAGAGGAGCUCCCAGCUACUGGAGAAGGAAGUUAAGUCGCCGUCUAACAUGGGCACGUCUCAGCCAGUGGCAAGCCGGCGGGGGUCAGUGUCGUCCAAUGGCACAGGGUCACAGCUGAAGGACACCCAGCUGGUACCAAUCGGACUCACCCAGGCUGAUAAGGAAGGGUCUAGGGAAGCAGAGGGGCUCCGAGACAAGAGCCUCAGUGACAGCUCUGGAGAGAUUCCAUUCCACUUCACUCUCCCCAAAGAAGGUGAGCUGAUUGGCCCUCCUGUGAGUGCCACUCCCCCUCUGAUCAGCCAGUUGAAGCAGACACCAAGACACAGCACUCCGAUUGACAUGACUUCCUUCUCUGAGAAGUCCGCGGCGGUGGGUGAUGUUUCCACGGAGACGGCGAUGGCGACCAGUGAAAUCACGGCGGGGGAGAGUGGCGAGGACACGGCCGACGGGGCUGAUGGGAAACUGAGUUUGCGGAUGAAGCUGGUGACCCCUGUGGAGGAGGGCAGCUCAGAACACUUCAGCCUGCAGAAGCCACCGCAAUCAGACGAGGAAGGCUCUGUCUCCAAGGUUACCACCGUUGUCAAGGCUGUAACCAGCCCCCUGCCCAGCCCCUCUGUGUUCAGCAGGGUGAGGGAGGCCCACAGACAGGUGAUGGAGGACCAGGCCGAGGCCCAUCCCAGUGACCCUGGAACCCCUGUCAGAGGGGAACUGUUCAGCUCACCCUCACAGCAGAAAAGCUCCCAAAGACCCUCCAUCCCCUCUCUCUCCCUGGAAUGCAUCAGCCUCCCCAACAGCCAAUCCGAGCCCCUCUCCAGCCCCCGCCAGGAAGUGAAGCAUAUGUUGCCAUUGGGGCUCAGAGAGAAAGAGCCUCCUGCUGAACCAUCCACCCCAGGCCUUCCAGCAGUGAAAACACCACAAAAAGGCACCGCAGCUGGGGAUAGAGAGCCGUGUGGGCCCCCGGAGCCAUCCACCCCCACCAGAGCCGCUGCCAUCAGACAGAGGGCCGUGUCCCAACAGACAAGCUUUGACAACACCAUCUCUCCCAGUUCACCCAGUAAGCUUUGUCAGAGAGUGGCGUUUCAGCAGACCAGCUUUGAAGCGGCUGGCCCCAGGUCUCCAGCAGCCAGCGGCGAGCCAGAGACCCCACCCUCGAGGGCAGCUGCUGGUCCCGCCCAUCGCAGACACGUGCGGACCAUUCAGGAAGUGCGGACGACGGUCACACGCAUCAUCACAGACGUGUACUACGAGGACGGGAGAGAGGUGGACUGUAAGGUCACUGAGGAGUCGGAGGAGCCGGUGGUGGACAGCCGUGUGUUGGAAAGCGACAUCUCUCCAUGUCGCACCGGCAGCUCCAUGACCUCCGGUGACCUGGGUGAUGUCAGCUCUCUGUCCUCCAAAGCUUCCAGCCUGCAGCACAGCUCCGGGGGCACCAGCAUAGUCACGGGUCCUGCCCAGAGGGGCCCCGAGUUUAUCAUGCCGCCCAGCCGAGGGGCCAAGUCUGCCAGCCCCAGGAGGGGGAGUGGGCCACAGCAGAGGGGCCACAGGGGUCAAACGGCAGGGUCAGAGUUCAUGAGAGAGAGAGUUCAAGGACUCCAUGGGUCACGGGCCUUCACCCCAUUGACGCCCCGCGGAAGAGCCAGGAGGGGCAGACCUCCGUCCCGCUCACCCCUGUCCAGGGGUGCCGGGGUCCCUCGUGCCAAUGCCCGCGGCCAACCACUGUCCUCCUCCGAGGAUGAGCCCUACACCCGCCUGUGUCCCACCCCGCACAUCCCAGACAGCCCAGUGGUCCCCAGCCACUCCUCCACAUCUCUCCUCACCACCAUUUCCCAAGAUGAAAGCAGCCCAGCUGGGAGCAGCUUCGUGGGGCUUCGCGUGGUGGCCAAGUGGUCCAGCAAUGGCUACUUCUACUCAGGCCGCAUCACCAAGGACCUGGGCGAGGGGCGUUACCGGCUGCUCUUCGAUGACAGCUAUGAGUGCGAGGUCACGGGCAAGGACAUCCUGCUGUGCGACCCCAUCCCCCUGGACACUGAGGUCACGGCACUGCUGGAGGACGAGUACUUCAGCACAGGUCGAGUGAAGGGCUACAAGAAGGAGGGCAAGGACUUGUUCUACAGUGUGGAGAAGCAGGGCCAGACUACAGCUGUAGAGAGGGAGGGCCAGACUACAGCUGUAGAGAGGGAGGGCCAGACUACAGCUGUAGAGAGGGAGGGCCAGACUACAGCCACUACAGCUGUAGAGAGGCAGUGGUACAGCCGCAGUUCUGUCAUCCUGACCAUGGAGCAAGGCAACAGGCUGAGAGAACAGUACGGCCUGGGACCCUACGAGCCCUCCACACCCCUGGCCAAGGCCUCUGAUAUCAGCCUGGAUAACCUGGUGGAGGGGAAGAGGAGACGCAGGGGGAUCACAGGGGGGGCCAGCCCCCUCACCCCUGGCCCCUCUGGGAAGAGGAAGCUGAUCAGCUCUGAGGACAGGGACAGGACCCCGGCUAAGCGAGGCCGCAGAGGGGGAGCCAGAGCCGGCCAGCGGGUUGGUGUGUGUAACACCUCAGGCAGUGGCACCGACCUGCCCUGGGACCAUAGUGACCUGGCGGAGACUCACGGCCCGCUGCCCCAGAGUGCAUCUCUCUUCCUGGGCUUUGCCUUCAUGCUGACCGCAUCAUCAGAGAGCGACCGCCAGACCAACCAGACAAUCAGCGAUGGCGAGGAGGAGUAUGUGCAGACGGCCCCCUAUCACAAACGCUACACUGAGACCCAGCUGGAGGCCGGAGCGGGCUUCAUCCUCAACGACUUCAACGAGGAACAGUGCAAGGCGGCCUAUCAGAGCCUGCUGAUCACCGACCAGCAUAGCCGAACCAGGAAAGUACUGCUGUGUGUGGCCAGUGGCGUGCCGUGUGUGUCUCACAUCUGGGUGAGGGACUGUUGCAAGGAGGGCAAGCUGCUCAACUACAGGAACUACUGCU